GACGCUCAGCGCAUAAACCUAUGUCCACUAUUCUAGCAGACAUCAACCAAAAGCAAGAGAAGUGGGUCCGAAGACCCUGCCAGAUUUUCCCGAUUUCGGACCGGACCGACCAACGACCGCGGCACAGCAUCGCAAUGGAUGACAUUCUUGGUGGAAGUAGUCUUUACGAGGGUGAAGAGAGUGAUUUCAAGUACAUUCUGGACUCCGACGUGUUCCAUAAUGUGCCUCUAUCAGAACAACUGGUGGACGUACAGAACGACAACUGGUUCAACACUCUCUUCGACGACCCCAUGCUCUGUGACAAGCACUUUGGAGCACCCUCGCCGACCCCUCACAUCCAGACAGAACACAGUUACAGCCUGAGCUCGCUCAGCGAGCCUGGCUCUCCUGUAUCAAGUGGCUAUAAUGAAGAAGACGACCUGGACACUUUUGACCUCCCCCUCCUGGACCCCGAGACCAACCAGCCCCUCCUCAUCAAGUCGGAACCCAUGGACGACCCCAUGCAGACUCACUACGUCCUGAAGGAAUCGCUUCCCACGCUGGUCCCUGCUCCAUCAAGGCAGACCAUCGAGGCCAAGCAGACCGUACACCUCAAACCCAAACAGGAAAUCAUCAAGAUCAAACUGGAACCGAUGCUGGAUUAUCAACUGGAAACCUCUUCAAUAGGACUUGACGGACUUGGACUCCCACCUAGCCCACCCAGCAGUAUGUCCAGUGACAGCGACGGUGGCAACUCCUCACAACCCGGAAGUCCCCGCCCGCUAUCAGCAUACGUCAAGAAACACGAGCCACACACACGCAUGAUCACCCAGCCGAUGUUCACCAACACACAGAGGUUACCUCAGUCUGGCCCCCUUAUUCUAACUGAAGAGGAGAAGAGAACACUGACGAUCGAAGGAUACCCCAUCCCAACUAAACUCCCACUCACCAAGGCCGAAGAAAAAUCACUCAAGAAAGUCAGAAGGAAAAUCAAAAACAAAAUCUCAGCUCAGGAAAGCAGACGGAAGAAGAAGGAAUACGUAGAAGCACUGGAAAGGAAAAUGGAAUCGUUCACACAAGAAAACACCGACCUCAAACGGAAACUACAGUCGAUGGAGUCGACAAACAAAACGUUAGCAGCUCAGUUGCAGAAACUCCAGAGCAUCGUCAACAAAGUGACCAAACCACUCAAAGCCAACUCAACCCAAUCUGGGACCUGCCUGAUGGUACUCGUCCUUUGUUUCGCAGUCUUCCUCGGUGGCUGGUCCCCGCAAUCGCUCUUCGGCAACUCCAAUCUUCCUAAGACACCCUCCCCAAUGUACGGCCCGCUGCCAAGCAGUCAUUACUACAGCAAGUACCACAUGCACUACCACGAGAAUCAGAACAAGGAGGCCACGACAGCUGGUCAGUCUGGCGCCCCCUAUGGACCAGAACAGUCUAAUUCGGCCUAUAACCCAAGUGUGCGCUCAUCCCGAAUGCUUUUCUCCUACGACGACGAACUCAACUCUAAAGACUACCCCUUCAUGGAACGGAUGAACCCCCUUGAGAAUACCCAGGCCGAUAACAUGGCCCCUCUCGACCAAGCCAGCCAUCAGAAUCCAGUCAGCCACAUAGCUGCGUCUGUCGGAGCGUUCAUCGACAACCAGGGAUCAAAGUUUAAUAUGGGUCAAGCGCCAUUUGGCAGUGACCUCCAGGCCGUCAUGCAUCCUGACAUUGAAGCCCAACUGGUUGCUAUGGAUUCCAUUACAAGGUUAAAUAACUCCAAAAAUAAGUAAAUGAACCACCGCCCCCCUCUCUAGCUGGUUGAAGACCUGUACUUUAUAACCCAAGCGAAAUUCACGAACUCCCCGAAAAAUAUUUGAAGCUGGUCUGCAGUCAACGCAAACAUGGGACAACAAAAUGUGACAAUUUGGUUUUGGAAAUGCUUCACGUUUGGAUUUUGCUUGAAUUAGGACCCAGCCUUUUUAACAGACUCCCGUAAUUUUUGUCCUCCCCAUAAAAAUAUUUGAGGCUGGUCUGUACUAGACGCAACUAUGAGACUACAAACUGUGAACAUUUAUUUUUGGAAUUGCUUCAAGUUUGUCUUCACUUGAAUUAGGACCCAGUCUUUUAUACAAGAGUCCCAAAGUAAAAUAAGAUGAAGUUGCCAAAAUAGCUGCCAAACAAAACCAUCACUGAUGAAUCAGGUUAUUUAUUGGUACUUUGAAAUAAUCAGGUACAUUUUGUGGACCCUCAAACCCUAUUGUUUAUAUUAAAAUAAUUAUCCCUUGCUGUAUGAAGUCAGGCAUGCAACUUUACAGCUGAAUUACAUGACAGUAAAUUUAGUUUAAUAUUGGACAUUGGACAUUCACAUAUAGGUUUGUACACCGAAUGUAUACUUUGUUAUUUUGGUAUUGGACAUUUAGGUAUUGUACAGUGAAUGUCUACUUUUCAUUUGGAUAUUGACAUUGCUGUUCAAACCUAUAUGAAUGUUCAAUGUCCAUUUUCAAAAUGAAAAAUAGACAUUUGCCCUAGAAACCUAUGUGAAUAUCCAUUGUACAAUAUAGAAGGAAAAAAUAGACAUUUACUGUACAAACCUAUGUCAUGUCCAAUAUCAAACCAUCUUUACUGUCAUCUGAUUUCCUCAUUUGGGGUUUCCAAGCUGUGCCGUUUGAAACUUAAAAAUACAGUAAAAAUGUCUCGCUCAGCCUGGGAUUUUUUGACACCCUUUGCAGCUGUAUGCCUGUUCACUCUCUCGUUUACUAUUUAUCCUGCAUAUUGUACAUUUUUAUAGUGAUAUUUAUUGAAACCUUUCAAAAUGGAUUGUGGUUGUUUAUGUCUGAGAGGAGACAUUUAUUUUUACCAUUCCAAAAGGAGCCAUCUUAAAUUUGUGACAAAACCAUAAUUUAGGUUUUUUGAGUUUUUGUAAUUUAUAAAAAUUAGUAACAUGAAUGACAACUCAGAAAGGGUUUCAUGAGAGUUAGAAAGAAUUACUUCGCCCAAAAUGUAUUUAUGGAAAUGAAAAAUGACUAUGCUGCCCUUAAGAUUCAUGUUAUGUGCCUUUACUGAUUAUGAAUAUUUGUUUUCUCUUCUAGUUCUGACCCAAUCUGUCCUUGUUUGUUAAUUAAACAGUACUUAUAAGUUAUUAUUUAAAAAAUAAUAAGAAAAACGUAGAUUCUUCAAUUUAAAAGUUAGUCCAAAAUAAUGAGUGCCUUGUUUGUGACUUCUGUUUUAAAAUCACACGUCAAAGGGUUUCCCAUUUUAUGCGAUGUCUAACGCUAACCUCAGAAUGGAAAGCCACCUAAUCAGGGUUUUUAGGUAUAUCUGAUAGAAAUUUAACAUGUUUGUCUGCUUUAGUCCCUUUCACACGAGAGAAAUUCAGCAAGGGACCUUUGCUCAAUUGUAACAUGGGUGUACAAUUUUACAAAAUGUAGCAAUGAGUUUCACACAAGUACAUUUUUGUAAAGAUUGUUCAACCAUGCUUCAAUUUAGCAAGGGACCCUUGCUAAAUUGCUCUCGGUUGUGUGAAAAAGCUUUUUGAUGAGGAUAAUUGUAAAUAUAUUUUCAUUUUGGUAGAGUAGCUUCCAACUCUGACAACGGCAACUUUGAAAGAUAAACAGUAUUUUAUUUGAUAGAAUAGUUUAUUAGAUAUCUUUGGAAUAUUUAACGAUGAAUGUGUAACUGGUUACUUAUUCAACCACUUUGUGUAUCAGUGAAUGGACAGUGAUAUCAUGAGUAUUAAGCUUACUGACAAUUAUGUUUCUUAAGAAGCUAACAACUUCAAACUUGGAUAUCAUUUGUCAUUUGAUUUCAGCAGGAAGUUUUUUUUUUUUUUUCUUUUUUAAACAAACCUCUAAAAAUGCAUAUCAGAAAUGUUCUUUAUCAAUUUUUUUUUGUCGUCUUACUUAUUUGCGGGCUUCCAUCAUUUGAAAUUUAUAGCAACUUCUGAGCUAUAGUGCGUAGUAAAGUCAAGUGUAAAGAAUUCAUAGGACUUGGAUGAAAUGGUUUGUCCUAAAGAAAAAGAAAAACCUUGUUUAAUUGUGCAUAGGGGAUUUAUGUAGAACUGCCUUAUGUAAAUAUCAUAGUAUUAUAAAAAAGGAGUUCGCCAUUCUUAAGGGAUAAAUGCAUGAUGUUUUGGGGUCGUUUUUCAUCUUCUUUCUCCUUAUAUUUUGUGUCGCGGAUUUUUAUAAAAUUUCAUUGUUUUGUUUAUUUAAUUUUCAAGUUUUUUGGAUGGUCACAUUUGUUGAAUGGUCACAUACAAUCUAUUUCAUUUAUUCUUUCUGAUAAUUGUUAUGUUUUGUAGGUAGUUCCAGAAGACAUGUUGCUAAUGUGUGUUCUGCUUUUUGUUUGUAAAUAAAAUAUCUUAUGAAAUUAUUUUUUAAAAUAAUCAGAUUUUGAGUAAUGUGCCAGGCUCAAGUACACUCAAUAAAUAAUUGUAAAUAGAGAAUACAUGCACCAUACAUGCAUCCGUACCGUUACUAUGCUAUAACAAACACACACACACCCACAAAAUGUAAGAAAAUAUGUUGUUCUUGCAAAAUGGUGAAUCUUAGGAAUAAACACAUUUUGUAAAAAAA
Messenger RNA from Asterias rubens (European starfish), 4535 nucleotides. RefSeq names its product cyclic AMP-responsive element-binding protein 3-like protein 2. NCBI's taxonomy places the organism in Eukaryota, Metazoa, Echinodermata, Asteroidea, Forcipulatida, Asteriidae. The record is from RefSeq and is a predicted model, not a curated record. The transcript has 9 exons. Gene Ontology annotation, molecular function: cAMP response element binding; DNA-binding transcription factor activity, RNA polymerase II-specific. Gene Ontology annotation, biological process: regulation of transcription by RNA polymerase II. The coding region runs from base 21 to 1754 and encodes 577 amino acids.